GUCCUGCUGCAGAAGACGUAGACCAGGCUGUUCUAUUGUCAUAUUUGUUUUUUCUCGAGAUACGGCUAAAUGGAAAACCCUGCGCUGUUUGUGAUGUAAAUGGUGAUAUUGCUUAAAUGCUGAUGUUUCGCAAUCCGUCCAGCAUGACUUCCUCGUUGCGGGCGGGGCGGUCUGCUCCCGGGCCGUCAGGUGAGUUCACAGCUAUCGACGGUGGGGCGGUGAAUCUGGUGAGGGUAAACCAAAUUACUUCGUAAAUCACAUAUCGGAUCUUUGGAACGCAACACCGACUGAGGCAAGGUUUUUUGUUAGAAGAGCUGCUCCCGCUGGUCCCGGGAAUGUUACGGGCGAGAACAGAGUCCUGUAGGUAACACGCUGUCAGGUCGGAGCGUGGGGUGGAGAGGAGAUGGUCACGUGGGUCGCCUCCUUGUUGACAGUAUGCGCGUUGAUACAGACGCACGCCGCCGCGGGGCCGACGUCCAGUUGUCCUACCACCCCUCGCCGCCUGGUGGAUUUUAACGUCAACUACACCCUGCCCCACUUCCAAACCGCCAAUCCCAUCCAGAACAUCCAAGCCAACGCGAUCCUGCGCGAGGUGUUCAUCGCCUCCCAGAACGCCAUCGAGGCAGUGGACAGGGACCUGAAACGGAUAUGGGAGGUGCGUACCGGCCCAGUGAGCCCCGACGACUGUCACACGUGCGGCCCCUGCGACGCUGCCACGACGCCGCCCGCGACCCCCGUGGAUACGGACAACAAGGUCCUCCUCUUAGACCCGGCGGGCACCCUCCUGCCCUACCUGUACUACUGCGGCAGCACGCGGCAGGGGGUGUGCGCCUUCCUGGACAUCAGCGAGCUGAGCCCCGUGUCCCACUGCCUGUUCAAGGAGCAGGACAACACAGAGACCUACUGCCCCGACUGCUUGGCCAGCCCGCUGGGCACGCGGGUCAGCGCGGUGGAGCAGGGCCACACCACCCUCUUCUUCGUGGCCAACUCCGUGGACGAGGAGCUGGCGAGCCGCUGGCCCCGUAGGUCGCUGUCGGUGCUGCGGCCGCUGUCCACCGAGGACGGCUUCAACAUGGCGAUGCAGGGGCUGACGGUGCUGCCCCCGCUGCGGGCGUCCUACCGCGUCGACUACGUCUACACCUUCGCCACCGCGGAGCACGUGUACUUCCUGUCGGUGCAGCGGGAGAACCCGGAGAAGAGCGGCUCCCCGCUGCAGACGCGGCUGGGUCGGCUGCCCCUGAUGAACUCGGAGGCCUGGAUGUACCGGGAGGUGGUGCUGGAGUGCCGCUUCGACCCCAAGCGGCGGCGGAGGAAGAGGCGCGGCGGGGAGGAGCAGCACCGGGUGGUGUUCAACGGGCUGCAGGCGGCGCACUACGGCCCCGUGGGCCGGGAGCUGGCCUCCCAGCUGGGGCUGAACCCCAAGGGGAGCCCCGACGAGAAGCUCCUGUACGGGGCCUUCGCCCAGGUGGACGAGCGCGGCGUGCCCCAGAGGAACUCGGCCUUCUGCAUCUUCGCCCUGGCCAAGGUGAACCAGGCCAUCGACCGGGGCGUGGCCGCCUGCUGCUCCAAGGGGACCGAGCAGCUCUCCAGGGGCCUGUGUCACUUCCAGCCCUGCGAGAACUGCCCGCACGAGCACCCAAACGACGACUCGUGCCGUAACAAGCCCACCCUGGUGUCCGCUCCGUACUACAGACUGGACCUGUUCAACAGACAGAUGCACGACGUGCUCUUCACCACGGUCUUGGUCACCACCAAGGGCAACGACACCCUGGGUCAUUUCGGGACCUCGGACGGAAGGAUCCUGCAGGUCAUCCUGAAGCUGGACUCUGUGUUCUUUGCCAACUUUUCCCUGGGAGGAACCCCCGUAUCGGGCGUAUCGUCUGUUUACACCGAGGACUUACUGCUCUUUGUUGCCGGGAAUAAGGUGUUCACCGUGUCCCCUGUGGGCCCCGGCUGUGCCCACUUUGUCUCCUGCUCCUCCUGCCUGACCGCCCCACUCUUCAUGGGCUGUGGUUGGUGUUCGGGGUCCUGCUCCAGGGAAGAUGAAUGCUCCUCGCCGUGGCACCGGACGUCCUGCGCUCCUGUUAUCACAGAGUUUUUUCCCAAGACGGCACCAACUGGGGCUGAGUCAGAGCUGACUUUGUGUGGCUGGGAUUUUCAGUCCCCCAAAGGACCAUCUGCCAUCACCGACAAAACCCACACAGUCCGAGUUGGCUCUGAGACCCUUUGUACCGUACAGGCCAAGAGCACCAGCACAAAGUUGGUGUGCAAGGUCCGCCACAAGAAAGGCACCCCGACCAAGGCUCUCAAUGUCACCUUGGAAGUGCAAGAAGCAACGGUGGGGGGCUGCUAUUCCAUCCAUGGCCAAGCGCAGGCAUCAGGAUUCUCCUUUGUGGUGCCCAUUAUAACGGAGGUCAGGCCCGCCCUCGGCCCUAAGAUCGGAGGAACCAUGAUCACCCUGACCGGGAGCCAUCUCAACUCAGGGAUUGGAAGAAGUGUAGACUUCGGUGGAAUCAGCUGCCCGAUUCAAAGUAUGACUGAAGGGAGUGGGAGCGUGUCUUCGGUGGUGUGCAUCUCCAAGGCGUCCACAGCGGUGCAAGACGUUCCCGUCCGGUUCCUCAUCGACAGCUUCCUCGUGCCAACCCAGAAGAAGUUUUCUUACCGGCACGACCCCGUUAUAACCAACGUGUAUCCCCAAUGCAGCUACAGAAGCGGCUCCAUGCUGAGGGUGGAAGGCCGCUACUUUGACUCUGUGCAGAACAAGGUGGUCCAGUACAAACCCAAUAACUCACCCCAGGAAACGUACCGACAGGUGUGCGAGGGUAAAGUGAACGCCACGCACAUGGAGUGCAGGGCGCCCGCCCUGCCGGGAGAGCACUCGGACGAUAAGACGGAGAACGGGGAGAUUUCCUUCCACAUGGACGGAGCCCGGCUAAUUUUGAACAAGACGUUCGACUACCACCCGGACGCCGCCCCCAUCCCCUUUGAGAACGAGGAGCGCGUCCUGUACCUGAGCCGGGGAAAUAAUGAAGUCUCAAUGCACCACAUCAAUCUGAAUGCAGUGGUUCAGUGUAUGAAUAUCACCAUGACCAUCGGAGGCGUGCGCUGCAAAGUCCAGGUCUUGACCAAUGAGCUCACUUGCAGAAUCCCAAAAGGCCUCGUCAUACCCGCUGAAGGAUUACCUGUCCAGGUGUUCGUGAACGGGAAGGUGACGGAUAUCGGCAAUGUGGUCAGUAUGGACAAACACAGCGGCACCAUCAUCGCUAGCAUCGUCAUGGGCAUCCUGGCUGCCAUUGUCCUGGGGGCUGCCCUGGCUUUGUUUGGGAUGACCCGUUUGAGGAAGACGAAACAAGACAAGGUAGAGUUCCGUCUGUCGCGGAUGUCUUCCCGCAUUCACACGGGCAACGGGGAAACCUCACCUACCGGAGACUACCGCAGAAAUCUGUCAAUUCAGACAUCGGGUCAAGGGGGGUUGUUCUUCCAGGGUCCCUGGUACGCUUCUGGCUACGACCCGUCUGUGUCCCUCUCCUUAAUACAACAGCCAACGCUGUCUAUGGGCAGCCUCCGCUCUGACCUCCUGGAAGAGGUCAAGGAUGUGCUGAUCCCUGCAGAGAUGCUGCGGGUGGUGGAAAGCCAGGUUAUCGGCAAAGGUCACUUUGGCACAGUAUACCAUGGCUAUCUGAUGGACCACAAGGACCAAGAGAUUCACUGUGCUGUCAAAUCACUGAACAGGAUCAGUGAUGUCGAGGAGGUGGACCUGUUCCUGAGGGAGGGCAUCAUCAUGAAGGGCUUCCACAACACCAACAUCAUCUCCCUGCUGGGCAUCAUGCUGCCCAAGGAAGGGCUCCCCCUGGUGGUGCUGCCCUACAUGAAGCACGGAGACUUGAGACACUUCAUCCGGUCUGAGAAGAGAAACCCGACCGUGAAGGACCUGGUUGGGUUUGGCCUGCAGGUCGCUAAGGGAAUGGAGUACCUGUCGCAAAAGAAGUUUGUCCACAGGGACCUGGCUGCACGUAACUGCAUGCUGGAUGAAAACUUCACAGUUAAAGUGGCGGACUUUGGCAUGGCCAGGGAUAUAUUUGACAAGGAAUACUACAGCAUACAAGACCAUAAGAAGGCCAAGCUUCCAGUCAAGUGGAUGGCCAUCGAGAGCUUACAAACACAAAAGUUCACCACCAAGUCAGACGUGUGGUCCUUUGGAGUCCUGCUGUGGGAGCUGCUGACCAGGGGAGCCACACCCUACCCGGACGUGGACCCCUAUGACAUCACGCAUUACUUGCUGAAGGGCCGGAGGCUGGCCCAGCCCCAGUUCUGUCCAGACGCCCUGUUCUCCAUCAUGGUAGCGUGCUGGGAGCCCGAGCCGGAGUCCAGGCCCCCCUUCCAGGCCCUGGUGCAGAUCGUGCAGGAGAUCAUGGAGUGCCUGGAGGGAGAACACUACAUCAGCCUGAAGGUGACCUACGUGAACCUGGACGCGCCCAAGCCCUACCCCACCCGGGCGGACUCAGCGGAUGAGGCUGAGGAUUCGGACUCCGGGUCGGAACAGGACUUAUUUUUAUCCGAGGGGCCGGUCUGAGGGCCCCCCUUCACAUGACUGAGGACAGACAGACAGAAGAGAAGGAUAGAGCUGUGACUGGACAGCUGUGUCAACAGCCAGAGUCCACCCAUCAUGUCUCCGCUCCCAACUCUGAGGGGAAUGAUGGAACUGCCAGUGGACCGGGGCAGACAGCGGCCCUGUGAAUGAUGGAACCCCCAGUUCACUGGGCCAGAAACUGGUGGUGUGUUGUGCCUCAUCAUAAUGGGCUACCAUUUUCACCUUUCUGUCCUUUCCCUGUAGCCUGACGCUGUUGGCGGGGUUUUUUUUUUGUCACAAUCGCAGCUCAAUUGUAAAUACGAUUUUUUUUGUACAUUUUUAUAUUUGUCUUUUUUUGCAGUGAAAUGAUUUAAUAUAAUUCAGGGUUGCUUGAAAUUAUACUUGAUAUUCAAUCUGUGUGUGUGUGUGUGUGUGUGUGUGUGUGUGUGUGUGUGUGUGUGUGUGUGUGUGUGUGUGUGUGUGUGUGUGUGUGUGUGUGUGUGUGUGUGUGUGUGUGUGUGUGUGUGUGUGUGUGUGAGAGAGAGAGAGAGAGAGAGAGAGAGAGAGAGAGAGAGAGAGAGAGAGAGAGAGAGAGAGAGAGAGUGUGACAAGUUGUUCAGUCGACGCAUUAGUCAGUGCCAGAGUGCGGCAGACUGUUACGCACACUACUAAGACUUUUUAUCUUACUUCAUUCUGACUCAAUCCAAAGGAAAUUGGAUGUGUGGUUGAAACCAUAGAGACGAAUAGAGAAGAUGGAGACGAAUCAAAAGCGUUAACAUUUAUUUUUCUACCGUGUAAAUCUUUUGUGUAUAGCGGCUGUGCGUAAUCCCAUGACUGUCCCCUCGUCGCCACUAGAGGGCAGUCUAAACACUGGUCUGAACAGGAACGAUUGCAGCAACAACAGUGUGCUGCACCAGAUCCAACGACCGCACAUACAUGUUUCACACCAACAACGGAAAUCAAUUCCUCAAAUCAGAUUCGGGAGCUGUCACCGCUGAGCAACCACACUGAACCAAAUCGUAAGCCGUGUCAUAAAAUCUAUGGCAUACAAAUAACAGGAUGUGAUUCAUAGUUUGCCUGUCGUGCCCUGGUAGUUAAAUGUUGAUUAAAAUGAAUAAAAUGAGCGUCUUCUGCAGAUAACAUGGCUUGCUGCAGAAGGGGGUUUGGCUGAACAUGGCAACGUCUAACUGAUUCCAAAAGCUCUUCACAGCACCACUAAUGCAGUCAUUAGUUGCGAUUAACACAGUAAUAGCUGAAGACAUUCCCAUGUCUCGUCACCUCACGCCCAGUAGUGCUACUAUCUCCGUGCACCGGGGUGCACUUGACGGAACAAUUGUGAUUGCACAUGUGCUCUCAGGAGCAUAACGACUAGAUGGGGCGUUUGCAUGUUUGUUUAGCUGAGCCGAAGGAAGUCUGCGUUUAGUGGAUGUUUGAGGAGGAGACGAUUAAAAGAUACUUCCAAAAAGUGAAUCCCUCACCUCGAAACGUCCUUGGGUAUACUUCACUGUAAUGGCAUGUUGCGUGGAGUGGAGAGCUGCUUGCUUGCAGCGCAUGGGAAACCAUACUAGUUACUGGUGGGAAGUGUGUAAGGUUAGGAGGUUUAUACAACGGUUCACACAAAGCAGGAAGGAAAGAAUGAAGGGAAGAAAACUAAAGUGAACCUGGUGAGCAGAGCAUUCAUACCAUUCUCUGCACGGUUCAUUCAUCACACUGAAUCAUUCGACAUUAGCUUUGGGGAGGGGAUUUAAAAUGAUGAGCUGUCUGUGAUCAAGCUGUGCAGGGAUGGUAAAAAGUCGAAGCAGUAAACUCUUCCGUUCACCUUAUUGCCCCAUCACCGCUCUUUCAGCAACGGCAUAGAGAAGCAAACGUAAACAUUAGAAUACAGAACUCAAUUGAGGUCAAAGAUGAUCAAUAGAAACCUGCUUGCCAUAAUUUAAUCUGCAAUUGAAUCUGAUUAAUUUGUCAGAGAAAGUGGUUCUAAAUCUUGGUGUGUGUGUGUGUGUGUGUGUGUGUGUGUGUGUGUGUGUGUGUGUGUGUGUGUGUGUGUGUGUGUGUGUGUGUGUGUGUGUGUGUGUAUAUAUAUAGCCUAUAUAAGAUAUAUCAUGAUAUACAUGAUAUAUUCAGUUUCAAACAGGUUAGCAGAGAAAUCCUUCAAUUAUCCAAAUUAUGUCAACAGCUUGUCAGCCAUCGCCGUGUACUACUGAGGCAUUAACUUAUUUUUAAUAUCUGACAUCUUGUGGGAUACAAACAAGAACGGUAUCUUCCCAGUUUACUGGAUGUUCAGGCACAUUACCUGCUGUUUCAGGGUUCACUGUAAUGAGAACAAAAUGAGGAUUUAAGAAGUAUUCCACAGCCAUCUGGGAUUUUCACCACUUCUUAGUACUCAGAUAUAGGCUAGUACGAAAAGGGCCAAAGGAAAACCAGGCUUAUUUUUUUUUUUUUUCAACCUUGGAUAGAAGGCUGAAACAACUUUAUUUCUGUGUUCUUGUUGUUUGUAAAAAAAUAAAGUAAAAAACUAUUAAAUUAUUAAACCCAAUAGUUGUGCUGUUCUCCAAAGCCAGACCCUGAAUCUGUUGGGGCUCUGUCUCCUGCUGUCUCCUGCCGUCUGUGUUCUGCCCAGAGCGCCUCAUCCACUCUGAAGCCUCAGUGUUGACGUCCUCCAUAC
Messenger RNA from Gadus chalcogrammus (walleye pollock), 7235 nucleotides. RefSeq names its product macrophage-stimulating protein receptor-like. The coding region runs from base 404 to 4573 and encodes 1389 amino acids. Gene Ontology annotation, molecular function: protein binding; transmembrane receptor protein tyrosine kinase activity; ATP binding. The record is from RefSeq and is a predicted model, not a curated record. Lineage: Eukaryota; Metazoa; Chordata; Actinopteri; Gadiformes; Gadidae. Gene Ontology annotation, biological process: nervous system development; positive regulation of kinase activity; cell migration. The transcript is spliced from 21 exons. Gene Ontology annotation, cellular component: membrane; signaling receptor complex.